CACAGAGAGAGAGAGAGAUACGACUGCAGAGAACACUGGGAAAAUCAAAUGCACCCUCAUACACGCACCCAGGGGACAGCAGUCUCUGCCCACUCUAUCUGUGUCCCUCUCUUCUGAGUCUAACACCUCCCCACAUCUCUCAUUCACACCCUGGAUCUUCUCUUGCAGUUUCCUUAAAAGGGACGGAUAGAAACCAGGAUCAUCCAGCCGUCUGUGUUUCUUGACUGAGAAAACUCAAGCUGGAGAAGAGAAGGUGGAAGAUGGUGGAAGCAAGGCCAAGACGGACCCUUCGAUGGCCGGACUGGCGGCUGUCUGUUUGCGUGCUGCUUUUGUGGAUGUUUGGGAUGGCCAUGGGCCGCAGAGCUCCCAAAACCCCACGAUGUCCAGCCACCUGCUCCUGUACUAAAGACAGUGCCUUCUGCGUGGACACCAAGGCCAUUCCCAAGAGCUUCCCACCAGGAAUUAUCUCCCUGACUAUGGUGAAUGCUGCUUUCACAGAGAUUCCUGAAGGAGCUUUUUCCCACAUGCACCUACUGCAGUUCCUGCUGUUGAACUCAAACACAUUCUCUCUGAUUUCUGAUGAUGCUUUUGCUGGUCUUGGACAUCUGCAGUACCUAUUUAUUGAGAACAAUGACAUCCAAGCCCUGUCAAAGCACACAUUCAGAGGACUGAAGUCUCUGACACAUCUGUCUCUGUCCAACAACAACCUGCAGGUUCUUCCCAGAGAUCUCUUAAAACACCUGGACAUCCUCACUGACCUAGACCUGCGAGGGAACUCGUUCCGUUGUGACUGUAAGAUCAAAUGGCUGGUUGACUGGAUGGAGAAGACCAACACCUCAGUUCCCGCCAUAUACUGCGCCAGUCCUUUUGAAUUCCAGGGCCGACGCAUCCAUGACCUCACACCGCGUGACUUCAACUGCAUUAGCGCAGAUUUUGCUGUAUAUGAGACAUACUCGUUCCAGUCUCUAUCUGUGGAGUCAUACGAGUUUAAUGAUGACCAGUACGUAGUUUUCGCUCAGCCCAACACUGGAAUCUGCACUGUGUUCAUUUGGGAUCAUGUGAACAUGCUUUUCAAGACACAUUACAACAUCACAUCUCGUUCUGCUGUGUAUUGUAAACCUGUGGUUAUCAACAACACUCUCUACAUGGUUGUGGCUCAGCUCUUUGGAGGAUCCCACAUCUACAAAUGGGAGGAAGGUCCAUUGCGUUUCGUCAAAAUCCAGGACAUCGACACCACCCGUGUUCGUAAACCCAACUUCAUUGAGACUUUCCAGAUCGAAGGAGACUGGUAUUUUGCUGUAGUUGACAGCUCCAAAGCCGGUUCCACCAGCCUGUACCGCUGGAACAGUAACGGCUUUUACUCACACCAGUCCCUCCAUCCCUGGCACAGAGACACUCACAUCGACUUCCUAGAGGUGGACGGCAAACCUCGUCUCAUACUCUCUAGCACCUCGCAGCCCCCGGUGGUGUAUCAGUGGAACCGCAGCCAACGCCAAUUUGAGUACCAUUUGCAGAUGACCUAUUCAGGUGACGUGCAGAUGGUGAAGCACUUCUGGGUACGAAAAGUGCUGUAUCUCUGCCUCACCCGCUUCAUAGGAGACUCGAAGAUCCUGCGCUGGGACAACCAACGCUUCGUAGAGAUUCAAACCCUGCCGUCACGUGGCUCAAUGACCGUGUAUCCGUUCAGCGUCGGAGUGAGGCAGUACCUUCUGCUGGGCAGCGAUUAUUCGUUCUCUCGAAUCUAUCUGUGGGACGACCUCACUCAAAGAUUCCAGCCCUUCCAGGAACUCAACAUGUUUGCGCCUCGAGGCUUCAGCCUGGUCUCUGUUGACAAUAAGGAUAUUCUGUUAGCGGCCAGUUUUAAAGGAAAGACCAUGGCCUACCAGCAUCUAGUGGUGGACCUCAGUGCCAAAUAGGCAGCCGGAGAGGUUUUACUGGGGUUUGAGGUUGUAAGUGCGUAAAUGCCAAGAACUGCAAAAUGGCUACACCUUUCUACAUCUGCAUUCACCCAUGAAUUGAUUCUGUCAUUGCUAAAUACUCAUACAUUAGUUACUGUAAGUGUAAGCCAUCAUCAACUCAAUAAACAUGUUCAAUCUUUAAACUGAUUACCCAUUUGGGUCUUUAAAGCUAAAUAAAUAUGUACUAUAUGCAUUGCAAUGAUGACAUGUUUCUCCAAUAGGAUGUGAAUUAUAUUUUUGGACAGAUGUCAUUCCCUGAUUCAUGUAUCAUCAUAGCAUGAACAUGUCUAAGAAUAUUAUGUGUUACCAAGAGAAAUAACAAGUUUCAUUUUAGUCACUCAAUAGAGCUUGACUGUUAAGGCUGUGCUUUAAGGACUUUCUAUGCAGAUGAUUCUCUGAAAAUGUUGAAUUAUUGUACUUGGACAACAAUACACCUAAUUUACUAACUGGUAGGUCAUUAUAAACUAUCUGCUGUCAUCAGCAUGCAUUGCAGUAAAUGACUGUGGUGGAAAUGUCAUUUAUGAUGUCACAAAAUAAAGUUAAAAUAUCUGUA
Molecule: messenger RNA, 2511 nt
Organism: Sinocyclocheilus anshuiensis
Lineage: Eukaryota; Metazoa; Chordata; Actinopteri; Cypriniformes; Cyprinidae
Product: leucine-rich repeat LGI family member 3-like
Exons: 9
Coding region: 261-1916 (551 amino acids)
Biological process (GO): regulation of exocytosis
Cellular component (GO): synaptic vesicle
Molecular function (GO): protein binding
Source: RefSeq, a predicted model, not a curated record